GGUCGGCGCCACCUGGCUGUCGUGCAGGCAGACGGCUCUAUAAAGGACGACAGAGGCAAGUGGCACCGGGCUCUGGAGCGCUGGCUGGAGGCCGUCCUCGGUAACAACAUCCCCGUCAGCGCCACGUACGCCUGGGACAAGGUGACGCUCGCCGACAAACCGCUGUCUCACUACGCCCUGAACGUGCAGGCAGAGGGAGACCGACCGCAGAGCCGUCCCCAGGUGGACGUCCCACGCGGGCCGGCCGUGCCUUCUCCGGAGGAGCUGACCACAGAGGCAGCCGGCCUGAGGCGUCUGAUGGGAAUCAAGAGCAUCCGUCUGGUGGGCGACGCGGAGCUGCUGCCCAAUGCUGUCAUGGAGCGCUACUGGGAGAAGCUCAUGGAGAUGGACGCUCUGGAGUGUGAGGACUGGAGCCACAACAGUUGGUUUGACUCUUUAACGUGGUGAAUGAACUCAUUGUUGGUGGGAUGUGAUGACAAUUGUACUGGUUUCUUUUAAUGUUGUGCUUUCUUUAACAUUUCAAUGAACUAAAAUAAUAAAGAUGCAUUGUGUAUAAA
Molecule: messenger RNA, 557 nt
Organism: Gasterosteus aculeatus aculeatus (three-spined stickleback)
Lineage: Eukaryota; Metazoa; Chordata; Actinopteri; Perciformes; Gasterosteidae
Source: RefSeq, a predicted model, not a curated record